AUGAGCAGGUUCUAUUGGUGUCAUCACCCAAAUGGACCAAUUCGCCGCGUCCAUCGGUCACUUAACCUCCAUGCAACAAGGAAUCUACGUCUCCUGCAUCCUCCUUUCCUCCUCAAUAUCCUCUUUAGCAAGCGGCCACAUCUCCGACCGCAUUUCGCGAAAAUAUGGACUCCUCAUUGGCAGCAUCCUCUUCUUAUCGGGACCGUCAUUUCCGCAUCUUCGCCCAACUUCGCAGCUCUCAUCGUUGGCCGUCUGAUCACGGGAAUGGGAAUGGGUCAAGCCAUUUCCGUCGCGACGGUCUAUCUCGUCGAGAUCGCCACGGCGGAUAUCCGUGGGGUGACUGCCUGUCUCCUGCAGCUUUUCGUUGUAGUUGGAAUCAUGACUGGGUAUUUUAUUGCAUAUGGAUCUCAUGAGUUAUCAGGCAGCAUGGCCUGGAGACUGCCGUUCAUCGUGCAAGCCGUCAUGGCAGCUGUGUUGUCCCUCGGGUUGCUGCUCCUGCCUUUCUCGCCCCGGUGGCUCGUCCAGGCCGGUCGGAGCGAUGAUGCCAGGCGUGUCUUGAGCAAGUUACGGACAGCAACAGCAGUCGACUCGGAACUACGUGAGAUCCAGCAGAGCUUACAGUCAGAUAGACACAAAUCAGUCGCCAGCUGGGGAGAGAUUUUUGGUCGAAACCAGAUUGACGUUGUUCUAUAUUACGCCCCGAUCCUCUUUCGACAAGCGGGUUUCACUUCCGAAAAGGCCUCGUUUCUUUCCUCAGGGGUCACCGGCAUCGUGAUGUUGGUCUGCACCAUUCCUGCUCAGAUCUGGAUUGACCGGUGGGGUCGCCGGAUGCCCCUUAUUAUCGGAGGAUUGGUGAUGGCCAUUUCUUUUAUUGUUACAGGGUCAUUAUAUGCCAGAUUUGGUCACUCCACUGGGGAUUCAGUCAUUCUCACUUCGACCGCAGCACAGUGGGUAGUCAUUGUUUUGAUAUAUGUGUUUGUGGCCAACUUUUCCUGGUCAUGGGCCGUGGUUGGCAAAAUUUAUGCCUCAGAGAUCAUUCCCACCAGGCUUCGGGCCAAGGUCUGCGCCUUGGAACUGGUCGCUAACUGGAUCGUGAAUUUCAUUGUAACUCUCACGGCCCCUCUGUUCCUACGGUCGUCGCCCAGCGGUCCAUACUUUCUCUAUGGCUUUGCCACCAUCCUUGCCGUGGCAGUCUGCUACUUGAUGCCUGAGACGAAAGGACAGAGUCUGGAGAGGAUCGAGGGAUUAUUUGAAAAGAGGGUAGAUGGCGAGGAGCCUCGCGUAUAG
Aspergillus viridinutans is the source of this 1287-nucleotide messenger RNA. RefSeq lists its product as uncharacterized. The transcript has 3 exons. The coding region runs from base 1 to 1287 and encodes 428 amino acids. Gene Ontology annotation, cellular component: membrane. Gene Ontology annotation, biological process: carbohydrate transport; transmembrane transport. The record is from RefSeq and is a predicted model, not a curated record. Gene Ontology annotation, molecular function: carbohydrate:proton symporter activity. Lineage: Eukaryota; Fungi; Ascomycota; Eurotiomycetes; Eurotiales; Aspergillaceae.